CGGUAUCAGAUAUACCCAUAUUAAAGAAUGUUUGCUGAUUUCAAAGCUACCCCAUAUGAUUUUACUGACACCAUCUACAUGCUUUUUUCAAAGCACUUAUGGAAAUUUCAUAUGAUGGGUAGGUAAUCAACUAGGAUGUUGGAUCUCACUCAAUCUACUUCACAUGCAUUUUUUUCAUUCAAUUAUCUAGGUUUGUGUGCACUGAUAUUUAAAGUGCUGUAAAGACUAAAGUCUGAGAACAUGCAUGUUUUUGGUCUUUGCAAUGACUACUUGAGCCUAUAACAAGUUAGUAUUUCUAUUACAAGUUCUGCAAAUUGUUCCUCCUUUUUCAGACAAGUUUAAUGUUUAAGUUUGCACCAAACCAUCACUUAAAUCAUUUAAAUGCCGGUUUGCAAACCAAAAUGUAAGUUGCAUAAGAGAGGAUUCUAUUGAAAACAAAUUCAGAUUACAGAAACUGUGACAUUGUGAAAUGGCCAAGAAGGGUUGGUUUAGCAGGAUAGAGAGAAUCUUUACACAUUCCACUCAAGAGAAGAAGGAGAAAAGAAGAAAGUGGGUGUUUGGGAGGCUAAAGAACAAGAGACUUUCUUUAAUUGAAGCACCGCCGCCAUUAAAAGAAACACGGUUAAGUGAAGCUGAAGAAGAACACAACAGGCAUGCUUUAACAAUAGCUAUUGCUUCGGCUGAAACUGCUCUAACUGCUGCUCAGGUUGCAGUUGAGGUUGUUAAGUUCCAAUCUGUUCACCAAUGUAAAGGUAAACUAGAAGAAGUUAAACAUGUCAAAACUAAGUAUGAUGCUUCUAUAUUAACACAUAAAUGCAAGAAGAAGAUUGAAGAAUCUGCAGCCAUCAAAAUUCAAACAACAUUUAGAGGUUACCUUGCAAGGAAAGCUUUGAAGGCAUUGAAGGGAAUUGUGAAGCUUCAAGCUAUCAUUCGUGGCAAAGCUGUAAGACGACAAGCUAUGAAUACUCUGAAGUGCUUACAAUCCAUUGUGAGUAUCCAGUCACAGGUCAUUGCAGGGAAACUCCAGAAUGUUGAAGGAAGACGAGAUUGUGGUGAAUAUGAAGAGAUGCAAGAAUCAAGAGACAAGAUCAUAAGGAUGGACUCAAACAGCGAAAGAAAGUGGGAUCACAACAUUUUAAUGAAGAAAGAGGUAGAUUCCUCUGGCAUAAGCAAGAAAGAAGCUGCUACUAUGAAAGAAAAAGUAAAAGAAUACUCAUAUAACCAUAGGAAAUCGGCUGAAUCAGACAGAAAGAAAAUAAAUGGAAGAUGGAGGUACUGGAUGGAGCAGAGGGUAGACAUGCAACAUUCUAAGAGUAAAGAACUUGAAGAUUUAGACUCAGUUUUCAGCUCGCAUUGUAGAGCAGUAGAAGAUUGUGGAAGAAGACACCUAAAGCUUAGACAUAUUCAGAAACAAAAUGAAGAUGAAGGAUUAGAUUCACCGAUACUAUCUUCAAGAAACUCUUUUCCUCAAAGUUCAGAGAGAGAAGAUUACUCAUUUCCAAGAUCACCUGCAAUUCCAACAUACAUGGCUGCAACAAAAUCAACACAGGCAAAAGUAAGAUCAACGAGUACCCCAAAAACAAGGAUAGGAGGGAAUUGGGACAUAAACUAUGAUUGCUAUUCACCGUGCAAAUCUCCUAGCUUAAAAGGCCUCUCAAGGCCUUGAAAAAUUAAGCGAAGAAGAGUAUGAAGGAUUUCUGUAAUAU
Vicia villosa (hairy vetch) is the source of this 1706-nucleotide messenger RNA. RefSeq names its product protein IQ-DOMAIN 11-like. The coding region runs from base 470 to 1666 and encodes 398 amino acids. The transcript has 5 exons. NCBI's taxonomy places the organism in Eukaryota, Viridiplantae, Streptophyta, Magnoliopsida, Fabales, Fabaceae. The record is from RefSeq and is a predicted model, not a curated record. Gene Ontology annotation, molecular function: protein binding.